AUGGAUCCAAAUUUGGCGGCUUCUCUUGAAGAAGGAAAUGUAGAAGCCGUUUGUAAAUUAAUAAGUGAAAACAAAGACUUCCUGGAAUCAAAAAAUAGUAAUGGUUUCACUCCUCUUUUGUUGGCCGUUAAUUAUGGAAAUUUAGAACUCGUUCGCGCGCUUGUGGAUUUAGGAGCAAAUAUUCAGGCUCUUGAUCCCGAGACUGGUGAGAACAGUUUGCAUAUUGCUGCUAAAGGUGAUUGCCGCAAAAUUAUUAAAUUCUUAUUAACUCAUGGAAUUUUAAUAGAAUGCACCACAAACAAUGGCUGCACACCAUUGCAUAUAGCUGCAAAUUAUGGAAGUGUUGGAUCAAUCAGAAAACUCACAAGACUUGGUGCAAACAUUAAUGCGAAAAAUGUUAACGGCAUGACUCCACUCCACAUUGCUGCUAUCACUGAUAAAAGAGAGUCUGUUGUUGCUCUUCUUGAGUAUGUUCUUCCCAGCCUUGAAAAAGACACGUUCGGAAAAACAGCUUUAGAUUAUGCAAAAGAAAAAUUUGGAGUUGACGAUGAAUUAACUUUAUCAAUUGCUGAUUAUGGAGAAGUCUGUUUCCUCUAUCCAUUCCUUAAAGAGAAUGAGCAGAUUUUUAGGACAAAGCUUGCAGAAACAGAGCAUAAAGGUGGUAAACUUCAAUUUUUGAUUUAUAAAGAAGCAAUCGAAAAUAAAAGACAAGAAAUUAUAAAAGUUCUUCUUGAAGAAGGUGUUAAUCCAAAAAUAACAAACCAAAUAACAAAGCAAACACCAUUGCACGUAGCUGCUGCUGUUGGUGUUGUAUCAAUUAUUAAGCAAUUAAUUGAAAAUGAAGCUGAUAUCGAUGCUGUUGACAAUGAGGGAAAUACACCAUUGCACAUGGCCGCUCAAAACUGUCAAUAUCAAGCUGUUUCUGAGUUAAUUACAAGAGGAGCAAUUGUUAAAGAAAACAAUGAUGGCAAGACAGCAAUUGAUUUAUGCAGAGACAGUUCAGAUGAACUUCCUCAGAAGACAAAAACAUUUUCUUAUUUGGUUAAAAUGAUCGGAUACAACAUUGCAAUUUCAAAGAUUGAAAAUUCAAAAGAAUUAUUAUCUUUCUUGAAAUUGAACAAGAAAGUUAUCAAGAAACAUGGAGAAACAUUAAUAUUUGAUGCAAUUGCUAAAGAUAAAGCUGAUGUUGUUGAUUUUUUGCUGUUGAAUAGAGUUGAUUCAAAUUGUAGAGACAAAGAAGGAAAAACUCCUUUGAUUUGCGCUGUUGAGCAAAACAAAUUUGAAAUUGCAAAGCAACUAUUAGUUUAUUCUGCUGAUGUUAAUUUGACAAUAGAAUCUACUGGACAAACUCCUUUGCAUAUUGCCGCUGAGAAAGGAUACUUUGAUAUCUUGGAGUUAUUAUUGCAGAAUAAUGCAAUGUUAGUUGAUGAUGCAAAUGGUGAUUCUGCAAUCAGAAUUGCACAAAGGAAAUUAGAUGAAGGAAAUAUAGAUUAUGAAAAAAUUGUCAAUGCUUUGUGCGUUGUCCAAAACAGAGAUAGCUUGAGCUCAUCAAUGUAUAACGCUGAUGUCUUUGCAAAGCAAUUAAAAGACUCUCCAGGAGUUAUCGAAUCUUAUGGUCCACAUUUAUUAAGAGAAGCAAUCCAGAAAAGAUAUUUUGAUAUCGUUAAAAUCCUUGUUGAAGCUGGUGCCGAUAUAAAUAAGAAUGAUACUGAAGGUGUUAAUGCUGUUCAUGAGAUGGCAAUGUCGAAUUCAGAUGAAAUGAUGAGAUAUUUCUUAGAGAAAAAAGGUGACUUGACAUUGAAAGAAUUUCAUGGAAGAACACCUCUACUUUGCGCUUGUUCAUCAGCUAGUCCUAAAACAAUCAAGGUUCUUAUUGAAGCAGGUUCACUCUAUGCUCUCGAUGAUGAAGGAUCUACACCAAUGCAAUUAGUUGUUGAUUGUCCAGAAACAAACAAAAAUGAAGCAAUUGAAAUCAUUUCUGAUUUCACUUUCGAAACAGCUAAAUCGAAAUUAACAGAAGAAGCAGAAUUGGAAGAAAUGCUUGAACAGAAUGCAUUCUUAUUAAGAGACAAAGGCUCAUUCUUCAUGCAAUGGGCAGUUACAAAUAAGAGUACAUAUACAAUAAACUUCUUAAUCAGUCAAGGUGUUUCUGUUUCAGAAAGAGAUGAUGCAGGAACAACUGUUUUGAUUACAGCUGUUAAAGCAGGAGACAUUGAUAUGAUUAGAGUGUUAGUUGAGAGUGGUUCCAUUACAGGUGUUCAUGAUAACGAUGGAAGAACUCCAUUGCAUUAUGCAGCUUUAGGAGAUAAUGUCGAAAUUGUUGAUUAUUUGAUCGAAAAUGGCGCAACAAACAAAAAGGAUAAUAAUGGAAAAACGCCAUUAGAUCUUUGCUCUAGAAGACAAUCAAAGGCAGCCAAACAAAUAUCACAUUCAAUCAGACAUUUAAUUGAGUAUUUCAUUGAAAUGGAUGCAGCUCAAAACUAUCACCAAUUCAAAGAAGUUUUCAAGAAAUACAGAACAAAAUAUGGAGUUCAUUCUGCAAUUAGAGCCAUUUCUUAUAACUCUAAACCUCAUGUUGAAUAUUUGAUUAAUCAUGGAUUGAAGCCGACAGUGAGAGAUGAGAAAGGAAUGACUUUACUUCAUUAUGCAGUUCCUCAUUGUUUCGAAAUUGCAAAGUUCUUAAUUGAUAAAGGUGCAAAUGUAAAUGCCCAAAGUGAGGGAGGCUAUACACCAUUGCACAUUGCAUGCAAAUAUCAGAACAAUGAUGAUAUAAUUCAUUUAUUAAUCGAGCAUGGCGCUGAUGUUAAUUUAACUACUAAAAACAACAUAACUCCUUUAUUCCUUGCUAUGAAAGUCGGAAAUACAAUUGCAAUCAAUUCACUUUUGAAUAAAGGUGCUGAUCCAAAUAUUAGAACAGAGACAGACUUAGCUCCUCUUGAUAUUGCUGCUAGAAGACAUAAUACAGAAAUGAUUGACAUCUUAAUUUCUAAAGGUGCUGAUGAAGUAUCAUUGGAAGAAACAAGAAUGCAAGAAUUAUCAAUCAAAGAGGUUGAAAAGCAGAAAAUCAAGAAGAGAAGAGCUUUGAGAGCUGCUGGUUUAGAGACAAACGAAGAAUCAGAAGAAAAAUCGCCCACAAAAGAUAAAACAGAAAAUAAAACUGAUGAAGCUUCAAAGGAAGGUAAAGAAACAAAGUCUACUGACGAGCCUGUAACACCACAGAAAGAAAAGAAACAAGAAGGAGAUCAGAAAUCUCCGAAGAAGGAAGAAAAACCAGAAGAAAAUCAAAAAUCACCAAAGAAAGAAAAUAAUUCUGAUGAAAGUCCAAACUCGCCGAAGAAGGAAAAAAAGAAUGAUGAGAAAGCAGAUGGUGAUCAACCAGAAGGAAAGAAGGACGAACAAAAUAAUAAACAAAGUCCCGGAAAGAAAUCAAAAGAGCAAUCAGCACAGAAAAGCCCUAAGCCUGCUGCUCCUUCUCCCAAGAAAGACAUAUUUUACCAAUGA
Trichomonas vaginalis G3 is the source of this 3501-nucleotide messenger RNA. RefSeq names its product ankyrin repeat-containing family. The record is from RefSeq and is a predicted model, not a curated record. The coding region runs from base 1 to 3501 and encodes 1166 amino acids. Gene Ontology annotation, molecular function: protein binding. NCBI's taxonomy places the organism in Eukaryota, Parabasalia, Trichomonadida, Trichomonadidae. The transcript has a single exon.